AUGUGUGGUUGCACUAUUAUUUUCACCUCGCCGCAGCAGAAGAACUACGACAGCGUUUGGAAACAGGCUGAAGGUCGUUCAGAGCGCUAUUUCAUGCCAGUGUGGUCGGAAGAGGAGGUGCUGAACCACUGGAAAGCUGGGGGCAUACUGCAGGUUUGCAAGCAAGAAGCAGACGUGAAGAUGGCAUAUGCCAUGAUUGGAGGGAGUGUGCGAUACUUGGGCAAAUUGCUGGUGGCAGUAGCCAAGAAGAAGACCACUCUGGAAGAGGAAGCAAAGCAGAUGAUUCGCGACUGCGUCGUGAAGUGCACGUUUGAAGACUUGUGUCAGGCUGCUGACAGUGGCGGUGCAGACAUAGAUGCACAGAACAACAGGAGCAAGAUGAGUCGGGUGCUUCACAUCCAUUCGGAUGCCAAGUUUCAGACGCCCAAUGUGAAGUUGAUUGAGUCCAAGGUUUGCAAAUCCAAGAAGGUGGAGCUUGUUUGCACUGCAUUGAAGAAGAAGGGCAAGAAAGCGUCAGCUGAAGUCAAAAUGUGCAUCCCGACGCUUCAGAAGAUGCUCAAGAAGUUGGGUGAGGGCAAGAACAUCACGCUUUGGCUACUGCAGGUCACGAAGGUCCACUCGGCGGUGAACGCGGCCUGCAGCGGGGACGUUUGCCAGCGGGGCGCGGAUCUGCAGAGCUGCGCCCGGCUCAUCAAGGAGAAGCCCCAGGAGCUUCAGGUAGCCAGUGACCUUGUCACCGGGGCCUUGCUGCGUGCUGGGAACUUCGAGCGGGCGCGGAUGUUCAACGAGCUCCUGGACCGAAAGCGCCCGGCCGCCUUCGCGGCGCUGAGCCGGGUCUUCGUACAGACCAGCUACGAGGAGCGCUUGAAGCUGCUGAGGUUCUCCAAGGACCUGUUCGCUUUGACCGAAGGCCCGGAGGCGGAAAAGGCCUCGAUGCAGUUCAUGUCCCAGGCAUGUGCAGACGAGCUGGAGCUGCUGUCGGCGCAGGCGGGGUUGGAGGAGAAGGCCAGCGCGAAGAACUGGGGCCGCGGCCGGGAGGUGAGGUUUCUGGGCCUGCCGCUGGUGACGAGCCUCCUCAAGCUCAUCGAGCUAGAGGAGGUGAAGGAGGCCGACGAGCUGCGCGCGAAGAUGCGGAUGGUGGACAAGCGGUACUGGCGCAUCAAGAUCCGGGGCCUGGCGAGUUGCGGGAACUUCGACGAGCUGAACGCCUUCGCCAUCUUGGCCUCGCCCAUUGGUUACGAGCCCUUCGUCGAGGCCUUCCUGAAGGCCGGGCGAAACGACUUCGCGCUGGCCUUGGUGCCUAAGGUGAAGAGCGGGGAGCAGCAGGCGCUCUACUACCAGCAGAUGAACCUCCACGAGGAGGCCCAGCGGGCGCGCCAGGGCCAGGACAGGGGCGCGGGGCGGCUGCUGAACUUCUUCGCCGGGCGCUGA
Effrenium voratum is the source of this 1431-nucleotide messenger RNA. Lineage: Eukaryota; Dinophyceae; Suessiales; Symbiodiniaceae. The record is from the annotation of a GenBank genome assembly.